Messenger RNA from Procambarus clarkii (red swamp crayfish), 381 nucleotides. The record is from RefSeq and is a predicted model, not a curated record. NCBI's taxonomy places the organism in Eukaryota, Metazoa, Arthropoda, Malacostraca, Decapoda, Cambaridae.
AUGGUGGAGUUAAUGGUGGAGUUAAUGGUGGAGUUAGAGGUGGAGUUAGAGGUGGAGUUAAUGGUGGAGUUAAUGGUGGAGUUAAUGGUGGAGUUAAUGGUGGAGUUAAUGGUGGAGUUAAUGGUGGAGUUAAUGGUGGAGUUAAAGGUGGAGUUAAUGGUGGAGUUAAUGGUGGAGUUAGAGGUGGAGUUAAUGGUGGAGUUAAUGGUGGAGUUAGAGGUGGAGUUAAUGGUGGAGUUAAUGGUGGAGUUAAUGGUGGAGUUAAUGGUGGAGUUAAUGGUGGAGUUAAUGGUGGAGUUAGAGGUGGAGUUAAUGGUGGAGUUAGGGGUGGAGUUAAUGGUGGAGUUAAUGGUGGAGUUAGAGGUGGAGUUAAUGGUGUAG